UAAGAACAAAGCUCAGUGUGCUGUGUGAGGAGGAGGAGCAGCAUCUUGUAGCGAGAGAGAGAGAGAGAGAGAGAGAGAGAGAACACGCGCUGUAUUCAACGCUCCUUCACUUCUUCUCCUGACUCACAGACUGCUGAAGAUGCUACGUGUGUAAUUUGUGGCGAUCUUAUAGCUAACGACUGCAAGGUUUGCAAGAAUCUGGCAUGAUGAGUUCAUUCACUGACAGCCACUCAGUUUGAAGCUCUUCUUUUCAGCAGUGAAAGAACCUCAGCCACAAAAUGAACACAUCGUUGUGGCCUUCACUUAUUCCAAACUCCUCCCUAACACCCAUCAACCACAGUGAGGAGUCCAACAAGUCCAAAUCAGGAGUGUCAGGAAAUUGUGAGCAGGUCCACAUCGCCCCUGAGUUUUUCCUCACACUGGGCUUGCUAAGUCUGUUGGAGAACAUCCUUGUUAUUUUUGCCAUCAUCAAAAACAAGAACCUUCACUCUCCCAUGUACUUUUUCAUCUGCAGUCUGGCUUUGGCAGAUAUGUUAGUAAGUGUUUCCAAUGCAUGGGAGACUAUAGUGAUUCAUCUUCUGGCUAAUAGGAGGUUAGUUGUAGAAGAUCACUUUAUCCGUCAAAUUGAUAAUGUGUUCGACUCUCUCAUCUGCAUUUCUGUGGUGGCCUCCAUGUGCAGUCUGUUAGCUAUUGCCGUGGACCGCUACAUCUCCAUAUUUUAUGCACUCCGCUACCACAGCAUCAUGACUGUGAAGCGAGCACGCAUGAUCAUUGGUAGCAUCUGGAGCUUCUGCACUGGCUGUGGGAUUGUCUUCAUUAUCUACUCUGACACAACACCAGUGGUGGUUUGUCUGGUGGCUAUGUUCUUGGCCAUGCUGCUCUUAAUGGCAUCUCUCUACAGUCACAUGUUCCUGCUGGCUCGAUCCCACGUGAAGCGCAUGGCAACGCUGCCCGGCUCCAAUGCCUCCAUCCAGCAGCGGGCCAGCUUGAAAGGAGCCCUCACUCUUACCAUCCUUCUGGGUAUCUUCAUCGUGUGUUGGGUGCCAUUCUUUCUCCACCUCAUCCUUAUGAUCUCCUGUCCAAAGAACCUGUACUGCAUCUGCUUCAUGUCCCACUUCAACAUUUACCUGAUUCUCAUUAUGUGCAACUCUGUGAUUGAUCCUCUGAUCUAUGCACUGAGGAGCCAGGAGAUGAGGAAGACUUUCAAGGAGAUAAUCUGCUGCUAUAACCUUCGCAGCAUCUGUAGCUUCUCCAGUAAAUACUGAAUAGAACCCAAUGAAUUACUUUGUCACUCAAUAACUUAAAUCAAACUGCUUAAUAAAACACUUUUCAUCCAUCAUCAUGCAGCUGCAAACAGGACUGCACAACAUUUAUCACAAAAUUGUUAAUGGUACAGAAUCUUGGACAGCAUUUUAGAACUGGAUUGGUCUUCUGUAUCUUACUGCUAAUAAAAAUGCCUCAGAACUCAGAGGUCUGCCAGCUAGGGCUAGGCAAUACCGCUGAUUUUCUUUUCUAUUCAAGAUUAGUAUCCCAAUACCAAUAGUUUGAAAAAAUUUCUUAUGUAUUUAAAAAGGGGGAAUCUACAGUUUCUGCAGUGAGAAUUUGAGAACACACAUAUCAAGAGCUAAAAAUUUAAAUAAAAAAUUGGAGACUGUUUUCUCUUUUUUACAGGAAUAAGACAUCACUUACAAUAUCUGUCGCUCUCGUUCAGGAUAUGGAGGGAAAUUGCAGAAGGAGCAGUAUUUCCAAACAUUUUAUUUCUCAGGAUCUCAUUGUGUUUGAAAUAUAUACAGUGAUCAGCCAUAAAACCACCGACCACUGAGAGCUGAAGUGAAAACUUGUCAAGGGGUGGGAUAUAUUAGGCAGCAAGUGAACAGUCAGUUAUUGAAGUUGAUGUGUUGAAAGCAGGAAAAAUGGGCAAGCGUUAGGAUCUGAACGACUUUGAUCAGGGCCAAAUUGUGAUGGCUAGAUGACUGGGUCAGAGCUUCUAAAGACUUACCUCUUCAUAAAGUACUUAAGUUAAAUGUCUGAGCGCUUGUCUAUUACCUCCCCAACAGAGUUUUGGACUGAUGGUAUUCCUAGUUGUAACCUAGUGAGCCAAUAUCAGAAUGUAUUUUUGAUAGACUUCAAAGCACUAUUGUAAGUCGCUCUGGAUAAGGGUGUCUGUCAAAUGCCAUAAUGUAAUGUAAUGUAAAUCUCUAAAACAGCAGGUCUUGUGUGGUGUUCCCGGUAGGCAGUGGUUAGUACCUACCAAAAGUGGUCCAAGGAAGGACAACUGGUGAAUUGAUUAUGAUUAUGCACUCUAAGUUUGUCUUUUUUACUAUCCCCUAGACAACUUUAGCACAGAUAGCAUUUUGACUUAUGUUAAGAAUCUUUGUGGAUUUGCUAGGUGCUUUGUACCACUGCACCUUUAACAGUUUUUGUCUCUUGAUAAGGGAGUCUGCUAAAUAGCUAAAUGUAAAAUGUAAGACAAUCAGUCAUACCAGAUACUCAUCUUAGUUAUAUUUGGGUCACCCUUAAUCCCAAAUGACUAAGCCACACUACAGCUAGCUAGCUAAAUAUUAGAUAAUAUUCAGCUAGCUGUAAUGUGGCUUGGUGUAGCAAAGACAGUCCAAAGACAAAGCUUCCUUUAAUUCAGUUAUAGUAACUAAACUAACAGUAGUAACUAAAGUAACUAAACUAUCACAUAUUCUCAGACCCAUGUGAGUGAGUGAGCUAUAAAAAGCCAGCUAGAGGUUAAAGAUAUAGCUACUAGUGAGAAAAAUACUGUGAGUAGGUGGGAUAUAUUGUCUUCUAUGUCCUAGUACGCUUGUGUGACUUAUUUCCUAUUGGGACCAAAAGACAAAAGGUCAGCACCCUGCAUUAAUUUACAAAAUUUGGAAAUUGUGAGAAAUAAUGAAAUAUAAUGUAUAAAAAUAGUAGUUCCACAUUAGUACCAGAAAUUUUAAAAGUGUAAAGUACAAGCAAUUAAACAAUAUAAAUAAUUGCUGAGUAUAUAAACAUGAAACUCUUAACUCCUUAACCAUUUUUCUGUUUCAUUUUAGAUAGGCUUUCUUCUGAACAUCACCUAGAAGCACUGACAUUAUUAAUGUUAACAUUUACAGUAUUAUGUGCCAUGAGGUUAAAUCAGUUUGCACUGCACAAAGUAGCUGUUAAUUUAAGUCCUUUUUUGUAGCCUGUUGUGUAAAUACCACAUGACAAAGACAUGUACAGAGAUGCUCUAACAUUAUAGCAUUACUUUGUACAAUUACUUUUUUACUUUACAUAAGUCUGGUUUUUAAAUACCUGUAUGUUACUUACUUUUUCUUUCACCUAAUAUGUUGGACUUUUACUUACUACAUUUUAAAAGAUCUCUACUUUCUACUCACUACAUUUUCAAACA
Pangasianodon hypophthalmus (striped catfish) is the source of this 3382-nucleotide messenger RNA. RefSeq names its product melanocortin 5b receptor (gene mc5rb). The record is from RefSeq and is a predicted model, not a curated record. Lineage: Eukaryota; Metazoa; Chordata; Actinopteri; Siluriformes; Pangasiidae. The coding region runs from base 279 to 1265 and encodes 328 amino acids. Gene Ontology annotation, biological process: G protein-coupled receptor signaling pathway. Gene Ontology annotation, cellular component: membrane. The transcript is spliced from 2 exons. Gene Ontology annotation, molecular function: melanocortin receptor activity.